AUUCAAAACAAUUCCAAGCCAUGGCAUGUUCUCCAUCCCCAGUUUCUGCAUUCUCCUUCUCUAAUCCAUCGGUUUCCAGAGCCCGAGCUUCGCCCUCUGUUUCUAACCCAAGAGCAAUGGCCAAAGAGCUUUACUUCAACCAUGAUGGCUCGACAACCAAGAAGCUUCUGGCAGGGGUGGACAUGGUGGCAGAGCUUCUCGGAGUUACAUUAGGUCCAAAGGGCAGAAAUGUUGUGCUGCCGAACAAGUAUGGCCCGCCCAAGAUAGUAAAUGACGGAGAAACUGUUCUCAAGGAGAUUGAAUUAGAAGAUCCAUUGGAGAAUGUUGGAGUUAAAUUGGUGAGACAAGCUGGGGCAAAAACAAAUGACCUUGCUGGUGAUGGCUCUACUACAUCAAUUAUUCUUGCUCAUGGCCUAAUCACCGAGGGGAUAAAGGUUAUUGCAGCUGGAAUGAAUCCUGUUCAAGUUUCCCGUGGGAUUGAAAAAACUGCAGCAGCUCUUGUUUCUGAACUAGCUUUGAUUUCCAGAGAAGUUGAAGAUCAUGAACUUACAGAUGUUGCAGCAGUCAGUGCUGGAAAUGAUUAUGCUGUGGGAAAAUUAAUCUCUGAUGCUCUUGAACGAGUAGGUAGGAAAGGAGUGGUGACAAUUGAAAAUGGAAGGAGCACUGAAAAUAGUCUACAGAUUGUUGAAGGGAUGCAGUUUGAUCGUGGAUAUCUGUCUCAAUAUUUUGUCACUGACCGAAGAAAGAUGAUUGCGGAGUUCCAUAACUGCAAGUUACUAUUGGUUGACAAAAAAAUCACAAACCCAAAGGAGAUGUUUAAAAUAUUGGACAGUGCCGUGAAAGAGAAGUAUCCCAUUGUGAUAGUUGCAGAAGGCAUUGAGCAGGAAGCGCUAGCUCCAGUAAUUAGAAAUAAACUCAAGGGUGUGCUGAAGGCAGCUGCUAUUAAGGCUCCUGCCUUUGGUGAGCGCAAGAGCCACUACUUGGAUGACAUUGCCACCUUGACUGGAGGCACUGUAAUCAGAGAUGAGGCGGGGUUGACCCUGGAAAAGGCUAACAAGGGUGUACUAGGAUCUGCGACUAAAGUUGUCAUAAAAAAGAAUUCAACAUUGAUAGUUACUGAUGGGAGUACUAGGCCAGCGGUUGAGAAGAGGGUUUCUCGAAUUAGGAAGCUUGUUGAGAACACGGAAGAGAGUUUCCAAAAGAAGAUACUGAAUGAAAGGAUAGCAAGAUUAUCUGGGGGCAUUGCAAUUCUUCAGGUAGGAGCGCAAACACAAGUAGAGUUGAAGGAUAAGCAAUUAAGAAUUGAAGAUGCUCUAAAUGCAACCAAGGCAGCAAUUGAGGAAGGUGUCGUAGUUGGUGGUGGCUGUUGCCUUUUGAGGCUAUCCACAAAGGUGGACAGUAUCAAAGAACACCUAGACAACGAAGAACAGAAAAUUGGAGCCGAGAUCUUCAGAAGAGCUUUGAGUUAUCCUACAAGAUUAAUAGCAAAAAACGCUGGUGUAAAUGGCAAUGUUAUCAUAGAUAAGAUUUUAUCAAAUGAUGACGUGAAUUUUGGCUACAAUGCUGCCAAAGACCGUUAUGAAGAUUUAAUGCAGGCUGGGAUAAUGGAUCCAACAAAGGUAGUUAGAUGUUGUCUGGAGCACUCAGCAUCUGUGGCUAAGGCUUUUCUGACAUCUAAUGCUGUUGUGAUUGAUCGUAUGGAGUUAAAACCUAUCCCACGGAGAAAACCCUUAACACCCUCAGGUUUAGGACCUAUUGGCUACUGAGAAGGUUUUAGAGUUCAGCCAGGCUCUUAAACUUCUGAUUUAUUUGUCAUCCAACAAGGUUACAGGGAGGAGUUCAAUUAGGAAGCUCCAGUUUUUUGUGUAAUGAUUGGAAAAACCACCCCAGGAUCGCACAUGAAGUUGUUCACAGCUAAAUUGGUUCCCCCAUCGGCCAGUUCUAGCGGCAAUUACUUAGUU
Neltuma alba is the source of this 1961-nucleotide messenger RNA. Its product is annotated as chaperonin 60 subunit beta 4, chloroplastic-like. Gene Ontology annotation, molecular function: ATP-dependent protein folding chaperone; ATP binding. Gene Ontology annotation, biological process: protein refolding. The record is from RefSeq and is a predicted model, not a curated record. Lineage: Eukaryota; Viridiplantae; Streptophyta; Magnoliopsida; Fabales; Fabaceae.